Messenger RNA from Oncorhynchus tshawytscha (Chinook salmon), 2602 nucleotides. Its product is annotated as zinc finger protein 883-like. Gene Ontology annotation, molecular function: DNA-binding transcription repressor activity, RNA polymerase II-specific. Bases 276 to 1928 code for a protein of 550 amino acids. Gene Ontology annotation, biological process: negative regulation of transcription by RNA polymerase II. The record is from RefSeq and is a predicted model, not a curated record. Lineage: Eukaryota; Metazoa; Chordata; Actinopteri; Salmoniformes; Salmonidae. The transcript is spliced from 2 exons.
CCAGGUGGCGAUGUGCCUGUUUCAGGGCAAUGCUGCCGGUGUGACGUAUAAUCUAAUGGACGGGACGCUUCUUCAAACAACAAAAGCGAGUUAUUCACCUCGGUAGCUUUCUAGCCAACAUAGCAGAUCUUUAAAUGCUUUCGUUGUAUAUUAGCCACUGUGUUUUAAACACACUUGUCGUAUCUACUAGCUAGUUUCACCAUUUCAUUAAAUAUCUACGUUGUUUUUAGUCAGCUAGCUAGCUGGGUAAAUUAGCAGUGCUAGUCUUAUCACUAAUGCUAACUAGCUAUCUAGCUAACAUCCCAACCAUGAGCUCAGUAAACGUCUCCUCACCUUCUGAAGAGGAGGUCUGCUGGACGGAGAAAGAAGCUCUGGGGCUGAACAUUGUCGUGAAAGAGGAGAAGGAAGAAGAGGAUGUCACAGUAAAACAAGAAACAGAGGUUGAGGCUGUUACAGUGAAAGAAGAAGAGAAAGGAGUUAAAUUGACAGAAGAUGAAGACGUGUUCAGAGUGAAAGAGGAAGAGGAUGUUACAGUAAAAGAAGAGGAAGAGAAAGAGGGGGAGAUGACUGCCACAGUGAAAGAAGAGGAAGACGUUUUUGGAAUGAAGGAAGUGGGGGAGAUUACUGUCACAUUGGAAGAAGAAGAAGAGGAGACAGGAGAUCUGAUUAACAACAGAGAGAGACCAGUCUGUCACUCUGACAGCAGUAAGAGUCCUUCAGAGGAACCAGACCCAGAGACUCCCAAACCAGUGAGACGACUCGACUGCUCCAAGUGUAAUAAGAGUUUUAAGUUGUCAUUGAACCUAAAAAAGCAUGAGAGAAAACACACAGGAGAAAAACCUUUCCACUGCUCCCAGUGUGGAAAGAGAUUUUCACGAUCACAGAACCUAAAAAAACAUAGUAGAAUACACACAGGAGAAAAGCCUUACCACUGUUCCCAUUGUGGAAAGAAUUUUAGGUUGUUGGAUAAGCUGAAGGAGCACGAGAGGACGCACACAGGGGAGAAACCUUACCAUUGCUCCGUGUGUGGAAAGAGUUUUGCCCAGUUAGCUUACCAAAAAGAGCAUGAAAGGAAACACACAGAAGAAAAGCCUUUCCAAUGUUCCCAGUGUGGAAAGAGAUUUUCCCGAUCACAGAACCUAAAAAUGCAUCAGAGGACACACACAAGGGAGAAAACGUAUCUCUGUUCCCAGUGUGGAAAGUGUUUUACUCAUUUAUGGAGCCUGAACAAACACAAUAGAAUGCACACAGGAGAAAAACCUUACCACUGUUCCCAUUGUGGACAGAGUUUUAGGUUGUUAGGUAACCUAAAAGAGCAUGAAAGGAAACACACAGGAGAAAAGCCUUUCCAAUGUUCCCAUUGUGGAAAGAGAUUUACACGAGCACAGCAACUAAAAUCACAUGAGAGGACACACACAGGGGAGAAACCAUACCACUGCUCCCAGUGUGAAAAAAGUUUUACGCAGUUAGCGAGCCUGAACACUCAUAAGAGAAUACACACAGGAGAAACACCUUACCCCUGUGCCCUAUGUGAAAAGAGAUUUUCAAGACCACAGGAACUAAAAUCACAUGAGAGGACACACACAGGGGAGAAACCAUACCACUGCUCCCAGUGCAAAAAGAGUUUUUCGCUGUUAGGGAGCCUGAACAAACAUAAUAGAAUCCACACCGGAGAAAAGCCUUACCACUGUGCCCAUUGCGGAAAGACAUUUUCACGAUCACAGGACCUAAAAUCACAUGAGAGGACACACACAGGAGAAAAGCCUUACCCCUGUCCCCAUUGUGGAAAGACAUUUUCACGAUCACAGGAACUAAAAUCACAUGAGAGGACACACACCGGGGAGAAACCUUAUCAUUGCUCCCUGUGUGGAAAGGAUUUUUCCCAUUUAGGGAGCCUGAACAAACAUAAGAAGACAAUGCACUCUUGAGUGAAGCCUUACCCAUGUUCCCAUUCCCAGGCUGUGUUCUGAUGAGUCACUGUGUUCUGAUGAGUCACUGUGUUCUGAUGAGUCACUGUGUUCUGAUGAGUCACUGUGUUCUGACUGAUGUUUGACUGUUGUUUUAUGCCACAUUAAAUCAUAUUGUUGAUAUGAAAUCGUUCUCUAGAAUAGAGGCCUGUUUUAGUGUCUGAGACAGGAUUAUGUCUAAAAUCAGAUUAUAAUUUUAAAAUGGUUUUUUUUGUUUUGAUUCUACACUUUGAUAGAUUGGACACAUGAUAGAACCCUUAGAUGUUAAUGACAUGAUUUAGAUUAUUUAAAAUGUAAAUUGGAUGAAUAUUGUGUGUAUUUCUUGAUUCUGACCUUGAAACCUCGAGAAACGUAGUUGUUUUGGAUUCAUUGAGUUAAUUUGUGUUCUAUAGUCUCCAAGCUAAAGAUGUGAUGAUGUUGUUAACACGAAGAACGACCUCUUGAAUGUUCCCAUCAGUGUUAUUCCACCAUGUUAGAGAAAAUACAGGUGCUGAUUGUUACACACAUUUGAUUAAUGAUGAAUUAAAAAUUAACAUUUUUAUCUGAAUGAAAGUAUUCAUGAAUAUGUUUUCAUUCUGUUAGCCACUAGUGGACAUUCACUAUAAAACAACAAAGAAUCAACAGUAAAUAUUACA